Messenger RNA from Prorocentrum cordatum, 743 nucleotides. Lineage: Eukaryota; Dinophyceae; Prorocentrales; Prorocentraceae. The record is from the annotation of a GenBank genome assembly.
CCUUGAGCUGGUCCCCCCCCUAGUGUUGCCCCCCAGCAGAGGCAGACGCUGGAAAACGGAGUCGCGCGUAGGAGACCGUGUGCUCCCUCUCGUUCGCCGACCGCGCCAGCCGGGCCGUGUUCGGCAACGACUGCGUGGCGGAGGUCGAGCGGCGGCAGGCCCUGGAGGAGCUGCGCAGCAGAUACGUGCUCCUGAGGAUCGCCCUGCGCAUGCUGGUGCCCAGCUUCGACCUCUCCUCGAAGCAGCGGCUCCCAGAUAAUGUCGCCUUCAACAUCCUGUCGCACAUGCCGCGCCACGACUGCGCCGCCAUGGUGUGCCAGUCCUGGGCGAAGUUCUGCAGGGGGCACGCGUUGUGGGGGAACCGGCUGCGGAGCAAGACCCUCUCGGAGAGGAUCAUACAGUGGCUGCCGCCCUCCUCGCCCUCGGCCAGCGUCUGCAGGUGCUGGUGGGAGGCGUCUAGGUCCAGCCGCAUCACGUUCCGUGAGGGGAUGACCGCCGUGCACGAGGCCAGCGCCGAGCCGGGGAAGGUCUGGGCCCCCGCCUGCGCGCAGCUGCGCGCCGCCGUGUGGGCCGCGCUGAGCAGCCGCAGCGCCGCGCCGGCGGGGGCCGACCGGCUGCUCGAGCGCGUGCGCGAGUGCGAGAUCGACGGCGGCCCCGACGGCAGCGGGGCGCUGCCAGGCAUGCUGAAGCGGUGCCCGCUGCUGCGGGUGGCGGACGUGAAGCACCCAGACGCGGUGCAGGCC